Messenger RNA from Dromiciops gliroides (monito del monte), 1243 nucleotides. RefSeq names its product WD repeat-containing protein 61-like. The transcript has a single exon. Gene Ontology annotation, molecular function: protein binding. The record is from RefSeq and is a predicted model, not a curated record. The coding region runs from base 109 to 1026 and encodes 305 amino acids. Gene Ontology annotation, cellular component: Cdc73/Paf1 complex. Lineage: Eukaryota; Metazoa; Chordata; Mammalia; Microbiotheria; Microbiotheriidae.
CGUCGCUAAGGAAGAGGUAGAGAGCAGCACCGCUGCGAGGCCGAAGCCGAACAGAAAAGCCCGGAGCCGAACAACCUACCCUAUGUUCAUUCAUCCCAGCUUAAAGAAAUGAGUGUCCAGUAUAGCAUUCUCUUCAAACAAGAACAAGCUCAUGAUGAUGCCAUCUGGUCGGUUGCCUGGGGCUUGAACCAAAGAGAGAACUCUGAGAUGAUUGUCUCAGGAUCCCUGGAUGAUCUAGUCAAAGUGUGGAAGUGGAAAAAUGAGAAGCUCGAGUUACAGUGGAGUUUGGAGGGCCAUCAGUUGGGUGUGGUUUCCGUGGACAUCAGUCAGACCGGGGCCAUCGCCGCAUCCAGUUCACUUGAUGCUCACAUCCGUCUGUGGGAUUUAGAAAAUGGCAAACAGAUGAAGGCUAUCGAUGCAGGCCCUGUGGAUGCCUGGUCCUUGGCUUUCUCACCCGAUUCCCAGUUUUUGGCUACAGGAAGCCAUGUGGGGAAAGUAAACAUUUUUGGUGUGGAGAGUGGGAAAAAGGAGUACUCUUUGGAUACAAGAGGGAAAUUCAUCCUCAGCAUCGCCUACAGUCCUGAUGGGAAAUAUCUGGCCAGUGGCGCCAUAGAUGGAAUCAUUAAUAUUUUUGAUAUUGCAACUGGAAAACUUCUGCAUACGCUUGAAGGCCAUGCAAUGCCCAUCCGCUCUUUGACCUUCUCCCCAGACUCUCAGCUCCUUGUCACGGCUUCAGAUGACGGCUACAUUAAGAUUUAUGAUGUACAGCAUGCAAAUUUGGCGGGUACACUGAGUGGCCACGCAUCCUGGGUGUUAAAUGUUGCGUUCUGUCCUGAUGAUAUUCACUUCGUAUCUAGCUCAUCAGACAAAAGCGUCAAAGUUUGGGACGCUGGGACGAGAACUUGUGUCCACACCUUUUUUGACCACCAGGACCAGGUCUGGGGAGUGAAAUACAAUGCAAAUGGCUCCAAAAUUGUGUCGGUUGGAGAUGACCAAGAGAUUCAUAUCUAUGACUGUCCAACUUAAGCCCCCUCCAGACCGGGUAGGCUAAUGCUGGGGGGUGGGAAAGGAACACAGAGGGAUGGACCACACCAUCCCCCACCUAUGUAUGUGUUAACAGCUGGACAUAUGGAACACUGCAUUGUGCAGAAGCUUUGAUAUUUUGGGAUACUCUUGAUAAGUAUAUACGACUUUAUAUGUACUUGCCAUUUUCAUUCUUUAAUAAAGAAUGCUCUAUUCUCUG